Molecule: messenger RNA, 975 nt
Organism: Arabidopsis lyrata subsp. lyrata
Lineage: Eukaryota; Viridiplantae; Streptophyta; Magnoliopsida; Brassicales; Brassicaceae
Product: ubiquitin-conjugating enzyme E2 8
Exons: 4
Coding region: 134-586 (150 amino acids)
Biological process (GO): protein polyubiquitination
Cellular component (GO): nucleus
Molecular function (GO): ubiquitin conjugating enzyme activity
Source: RefSeq, a predicted model, not a curated record
UCUCUUGCGUUUCUUCAAUCAUAAAAACCAAAACUUUCUCUUUCGUUUUGCUUUCUUCUAAGCAUCUAUCUGCAGGAGUGAAUCACAAAAGCGAAUUUGGAGGAUUCUUUCUGAGGGAUUUUUCAGUGAUAAAAUGGCGUCGAAACGGAUCUUGAAGGAGCUGAAGGAUCUCCAGAAAGACCCUCCAACCUCCUGCAGUGCAGGUCCAGUUGCUGAAGACAUGUUUCAUUGGCAAGCUACAAUAAUGGGUCCUGCAGAGAGUCCGUAUUCAGGCGGUGUGUUUCUCGUUACUAUUCACUUCCCUCCGGACUAUCCUUUCAAACCACCAAAGGUUGCAUUUAGGACGAAGGUGUUUCACCCUAAUAUCAACAGCAAUGGAAGCAUUUGCCUUGACAUUUUGAAAGAACAAUGGAGCCCUGCUCUCACCAUUUCCAAGGUGACUCUCAUUUUUCAGAAAUAUCGGUUCUCCAAUGUUCGCUUAUGUUCCAAAAGUAUAGCAAGAUCAUCUACAUUUUCAGUUAGGAUUUUGCUCAAUGCUUUCAAUUCACAAGCUUUGGUUAUUAAAUGUUUGUUUCAUGUUCCAUAAAUGUAGUAAGAUCAUCAUCGUCUAUAACUUUUAGCUGCUUUAAUGGAAAUGAUUAUGCAAUUGGUAGGUGUUGCUCUCGAUAUGUUCGCUGUUAACAGAUCCAAAUCCAGAUGACCCUUUGGUGCCAGAGAUUGCACACAUGUACAAAACCGACAGAGCCAAAUACGAGGCUACUGCAAGAAACUGGACUCAGAAGUAUGCCAUGGGCUAAACAAAGAUUCGUAUGCUUCAGCACCUGUUUAUGCUCUUAUAUCUGUUUGUUUCUUCUUCCUGUUUUAAUUUUAAUAAAAAUGUCUAAAAUAUCUACUUUUUUCAUCUAUACGAUAUGUUUAUGGGUUUUAUUAUCAUCAUCUUUAUCUGAAAUUUGAAGUAUAUUUACUAGUGAGUAA